AUGGAAUCCCUCACACCCCUAAAACAGCCUCUCGCCAUCCGCCCCGAGCACGUCGUCCCCUCCACCACCACAAUCCGCGUGAAGCAACACAGCGCCAGCUGGUCCAGCAGCAACUUCACAAUCACUGCGCAGCCGACGCCCGAAAGCCCCGAGCCUGCGAAACUGUUCGCCGUCGAUGGCGACUUCGCGUCGUGGUCGCAGCGGCGCCGGUUCUGCGAUGCGUCGGGCUUGCCGCUCUUUGAGAUCUCGCGCAAGGAUCUUGGUGUGACGUAUUAUCUGCAUCUUCCGGGGGAAGGCAAAAGGAAGGGGAGUGAUAACGAUGAAUCAGAGCGCAUUGCGACGAUUGUGCCCAAGUACAGCGCGCUCAAGGAUAAGUUCGACGUGCAUUUCCGGAAUGCGGCGGCGGAUGGCGAGGAGACAGUUCUGGAGGUGAGGGGCCAGAAUAUCUGGAAAUCCAAGACGCAUGUUUACCACCGCGGGCAUCUGGUUAUGGUGGUCAAGUUGACGGAUAUGGUUUCGGUGUAUAUCCCCGGGAAACGACCGUCUUGGGAGGUUGUUGUGGCUGAGGGGAUGGAUUUGUCGCUGGCAUCGGUUCUUGCUGUGCUUCUCGCCAUGAUGCUAUACUCAAGCAGUGAGGCGCCAUCGAAUACCCUUACCAACUCGAGUUACUGA
Aspergillus puulaauensis is the source of this 672-nucleotide messenger RNA. RefSeq lists its product as uncharacterized. The record is from RefSeq and is a predicted model, not a curated record. Lineage: Eukaryota; Fungi; Ascomycota; Eurotiomycetes; Eurotiales; Aspergillaceae. The transcript is spliced from 2 exons. The coding region runs from base 1 to 672 and encodes 223 amino acids.